AUGGCGAAUUUCGGAGUCCACAUGGAGGUCGGGAGCGAUGGAGUCGCCGUGAUCACCAUUUCUAACCCCCCGGUCAACUCGUUGGCUCCCCAAAGUAAUUUCCCGUUCAUCCUUUAUUCUCUCCUCUGCUUUUUCCGAUGUCGUGGUUCGUUCCUGGCUUCGAGAUAUCUUUUCAACUUCACUUUGAACUGCCCCGAGCGACGGAGGCGGUUUGCUUCGGUAUCUCUUUGGACAUCUAAUGUCUGCUGUUCUGAAUUGUGUAUAUCAUAUUUUAUCUCGCAUUUUGAUCGAGGAAAAUCCGUUUGAACCGUGGGACGACGAUGUUUUGUCUUGAAACAGUUGUUGAUGGACUGAAGACGGCAUACGCGGAAGCUAUGAGGAGGGACGACGUCAAGGCUAUUGUACUCACAGGUGAGGCUCCCUUUGACGAGGCUCUGUGACUGAGACCUGCGCGAAAAUUUAGAAUUUUAUUUUUUUUCUUCCCCGUCGAGUUUCUGGUUAAACGGAAUGCUUUAUCCUGGAGUUGAUUAAAAUAUGAUAUUAUCUGCUCAAAAUUAAUGAGGCUUAAAGUGUUUGCGUUGUUACUGUGGCCGUCAGGGAGUUGACAUCUACCUUUCACUCCGCAAUUCGACGAUUUCAUCACAAAUGGGAAUUUCAAUUAUGCUCGUACAAUUCUGCCACAAAUGGAUCUUCCUUGUUCACAACUUAAAUCUCUUCAUGACUAUCAAACUACCCACAGUAACAUUGCUGUCCUCUCGGGUCAUCUUUAGAUUUCUUAGCUGUAUGUCUGUUCGUGAAUGUCCAGUUCGCACUGACGAUUAUUUUAUUUUAUCCUUCGUAAUUACAAUUAACAACGUUUGAAGAUUUUCGACAAACUCAUGGUCGAGGGUGAUUCAUCAACACGCCUUUAAGCUCACUCUCAUGUCUCACUUCCUGAAUUAUGGUUCUCCUUUGAAAAGGUGCUGCGGGAAAUUUUUCUGCUGGUUUUGAUAUCAGUGUCUUUAAAGAGAUCCACCGAACAGGUAUGAAGAUUUUAGUCAGAAUAUUCUGCCUUUCUUUUAGUAUCAGAUCACGUUGUGUUACAUUUACAUGUUCCCUUCUACUGGCAGGCCAAAUUGCACUUCUGCCGGAUGUUUCCGUUGAACUUGUGGUCAACGCAAUGGAAGGUUCUAUAGCUUUCUCUCUCCCUCUCUCCCCCCUCCUCUCUCUCUCUCUCUCUUUCUCUCUCUCUCUCUUCUCUUUUUUUCCCUUGUCAAGAGAAAAAGUAGUCUUCUUUACUUAUUUAUUUCUCCUUAGUAUCUUUGUUUGGACUCGUCCAAAACUCUGAACUUGUCCAUAUCCACAGAUGGCAAGAAGCCCUCUGUCGCGGCUAUCCAAGGCUUUGCCUUUGGUGGUGGCUUGGAACUGACGAUGGUUUGCACUUUACCAUAAUGCAACCCUUGUUUGAAUUCCUGAUGUAUAUCGUGUUAACCAAUGGAAAUAUCGUGCCAAUUUUAUACAGGGUUGCCAUGCCCGGAUUUCCACUGCUGAAGCUCAACUUGGGCUGCCAGAGUUGACUCUCGGUGUUAUUCCUGGUUUUGGAGGUGUUUUAUAGAUAAAGAGUUUGUCGACCUUUCUCACUAAAAAAAGCUGGCGGGAAACUAGAUAAUUUGUUUCUCAACCUUUCUCUCUAAAAAACUCUUAUUUAAUUUUUUUUUUUAGGUACACAACGUCUUCCAAGACUUGUUGGAUUGUCAAAGUCUAUUGAAAUGAUGCUAGUGAGUGUUAACUUUUCUUCUGGACCUUUUGGAAUGUGUGGAGCUUCAGCUUAUGUUCAUGUGAAUUUAGUCUGAACGUACUUUAUGAUAGUCCAUGACGUGUGGCAUUGCAGCGUUCCAAGUCAAUCUCUGCGACAGAUGGGAACCAGCUGGGUCUUAUUGAUGCCGUGGUCACCCCUAAAGAAUUGUUGCCGGUUUCUCGACAGUGGGCUCUGGACAUUGCCAUGCAUCGUAAACCGUGGAUAAGUUCUCUUCGACGCACUGACAAAAUCGGUCCCCUUUCUGAAGCACGUCAAAUCAUAAAAGCUGCCAGGCAACAGGCAAAGAAGACUGCUCCAAACAUGCCGCAGCAUCAAGUGUGCCUUGAUGCAAUUGAAGAGGGCGUUUUGUCUGGUGGAUAUGCUGGCGUCCUAAAAGUAUGCAUGAAAACUAUUCCCAAGAAAGUGUGAUCGCUUUGUGUAUAUGUUUUAAAUCUUAUGGAAAAGUGAUAACCACAAUACCACAAAAAGUUAUAUUUAUAUAUAAUAAUGAAGUAUGCAAAUGCCAAUCAGAAUUUGACCACCUACUUUUGUAAGACUAGUUACCUUCGAGGUAUUGUGGUGAUUCCAAGGGUCUUCGCCUUGCUGGAUGCCUGUUCCGUAUAUAUUUUCUGCUCAUUGUAACGAAGGGAUGUUUAAAAUUUCAGGAGGCUAAAGUGUUCAAGGAGUUGGUGUUGUCAGACACUAGUAAGGGCCUCGUUCAUGUAUUUUUCGCUCAGCGUGCAACCUCAAAGGUAUUGUAAUCUGUUUCUUUUAAUUUUUCUCUUUUAUGCCCCCCUAAUUUUGGUUAGUUGUACACUCGCACCCAAAAUAUGUUUUUUGCAUAAAAAACAAGUGGCAAUAGUACCAAAAAUUCUCCUCUUGUCUUUUCUUUAUAAUCAUCUCCAAAAGAAUAUUUUAUGGACUGAUGAAAUGUGAUAAUGAGGCUUACCAUUCCUUGUCCCCCUUAAAAUCAGCAAAUCAGUUGACGAUCUAAUAAAUCAGCGUGUUGUGGGAAGCAGGUAGAAAUGAACGGUUAAUAUAUCUUGGACGCCUGAGUGCUUCAAUCAGUAUUUCAUCUUGAAAAACGUAAAUGCUGUGUUAGAUCUUUAAUAUCCGAUUAGUAUGAAGUGAAGUACAAUAUCAGAAUAGGAGAAUACUGUACCUGUAAGGAUGUCCCUUUCUAGGUGGGAGUCUUAUUUCUUCGUCAGGGUAUACUGUCUUAACUAUGUCUUUCUUAUCUGUCCUAACCUCAUAGUUGAUUGCUAUACCUUUACGGAAACAUGGGCCAGAAAAGGGGCUACAGUUGGAAGCACGAAAUGCUGUCCCACAAACAAAUAUGAUGCUUAAGUGCCAUUUUGAGUCCACAUGUCAAAGAUUAUUCUCAGUCUCUUGAAAAGCAUGCAUCCAUUAAGAAAAAGUUCCUUCUGAACGGAACUGCAAAAGAAAAUUCGAAUCCAUCUUUAGGAAUUCACACAUCCAAUGCAUUGUGCAUGUUGACCCAAGAAUCGACCUGCAACAAUGUAGAAUGAUGGUAGCACGCAACAGACUUGCACGAUUGUUUGCUCAUCAAAUGAUUUUUCCGUUACACGCUGUUACCCUGCUUUUUUUGUGUUGGUGUUAGGUACCUACUGUUACAGAUAUUGGACUUAAACCAAGGAAAAUAAAGAAGGUGGCCAUAAUUGGUGGAGGUUUGAUGGGUUCUGGCAUAGCAACUGCACUUGUUCGACAUAAUAUAUCUGUGUUACUAAAGGAAGUCGAUUCAGCUUAUCUACAAAAGGGAUUGACAACGGUAUCAGGUGCAGACUUAAUCCAUAAUUUUACUCGGGCUGAUGUUUUUGAAAUGUUUUUAAUCUUCUGCACGCUGGUGCAAUACUGCCUUGGUAUUUCCUUCGGCAUAUUUCUGGAAAGGACGUUUUAUUUAGAAGAAUACUGACAUACGGAAACAUGUUAUGGUUUUUUCUCUUUUAUAUUAUUAUUGAAGAGGAGGCAAUCUUGUUAUCAUGUUUCUGAUUUACGUCGAUUUAUAAUUUUAUGAUGCUUAACAGUGAACCUCAAAAGACUUGUAAUGAGAGGAGCAAUGACAGAGGAUCAGAUGAAAAAGGCCUUGUCACUUCUCACUGGUGCACUGGACUAUUCAGAGUUCAAGAAUGUCGACAUGGUCAUAGAGGUCGUCCUCAUUACCACCUUUUACGCAGGGUCACUUAUUUCAUUUUAAAAAUUAUAAGCCUUUUACCGUGUUCAGUUUGAGUCAGACUUCGAAUCGGGUGUAUUUAUUUAUCCAUUACUAGACAGCAGAAGGUCUCUAUGCCGAUGAUUUGUCAUAGUAGAUACGCUAGUGAUGUAUUUAUGGAUUCAUUGGGUGAUCUUCUCUUUUGGUGUACUUGACAUUGUUGAUUUAGGUAUCCUUGCCGAUUGAUAUUUUUUCAGUGUGAGUGACGAAUUGGCGUGAAAAGUAUAUUAUCUCCAUCAUUAGAGCUGGUAUCUGUGGAAUAUAGCUGAUAAAGAUCCUUUAAUUCCUAGAUUUGCAUCAUCAACUAGCCUCCAUCUCUCUCUCUCUCUCUCUCUCUCUCUCUCCCCCCAUUCCUCUCCCACCUCGAUUUGGAAUUGAAAGAAACAGACCAGGAGAAAGGAUUUGAGAUUAAUUAAGAAAUGCCCUUUAUAAUUGCAUUUGCUUUUGCAUGCUGCAGUGUAGUGAAUCUUUUGGUACAUGAGAAUAACGAACAUGGAACUUCUGAUCUGACUUAGUUUAUGAUGUCUUCGUGGUUCUAACUCGUGUUUCUAUCUUAGGCGGUCAUUGAAAAUGUUCCUCUGAAGCAGUCAAUAUUUAGCGAAAUUGAGAAAGCUUGCCAUCCUCACUGCAUAUUGGCUACAAAUACCUCCACAAUCGAUUUAAAUAUAGUGGGAGCAAAGACGAGGUCCCAAGAUCGCAUAGCGGGAGCACACUUUUUCAGGUGAUUUUCUUAUUCAUUUCAAUGUGUUUGGACUAGAGCCACCAGAAGAGUGACCUCUUGAUGUGCAGAAGGUCACAUUGCACCAUUGGGAGGGGGUAUUGUCACCAUAAAGAAAAGGAAGUAUUCUGAUUUGGCAGAAAUUCUAGAAAUAAAUUGUGGAGGUCACAGCAUUAGACAUAUACGGGGAUCAAGGGUUUUAAGUAUACAUUUGCUACACGAAGAGAUUUUUACUUAGUAAUGCAUGCUGGUGCACUAUUCUUAACGUAAUUGCAUGAUUUGUGCCAUCUUCAGUACGGGUUGUGUAGAUGUUCUAGUCAUAUUAUUUCAGCCUGCAGUUGCAUUUCUGAUACAACUUCAUCUUUCAGCCCAGCCCAUUUGAUGCCCCUUUUGGAAAUUAUUCGGACCGAGAGAACUUCUCCUCAAGUGAUUCUUGAUCUGAUGACUAUCGGGAAGAUGAUCAAGAAAGUUCCUGUUGUAGUUGGCAACUGUACGGGAUUUGCUGUUAACCGGACCUUUUUUCCGUAUUCCCAAGCCGCACAUCUCUUGGCGAAUUUGGGAGUAGACAUUUUCAGAAUUGAUAGAGUGAUCAACAAUUUUGGCAUGCCAAUCGGACCCUUCCAGUAAGCUUCCUACGUCUAACAUUCGAGGAUCUUUUGUCUUCGCUCUGUUUAUUUGUGUGUGCUUUCAGUGAUACAUAAUUCGUGCCCAUACAUCGUAGUAUUGACCGUGUAAUUUAUUGGCGCAUCUGCUGCUUACUGAGUAUCAUCUCCAUUUAUGUAAUAUGAUCUGCGCAUUUCUUAGGCCUAUUCUCCUUAAUAAGAAUUACCCCUUUCAGGCUCCAAGAUCUGGCUGGAUAUGGAGUGGCAUUGGCUGUUAAGAAAGAGUUUCAAUUAGCUUUCAAAGGGCGAACUUUUGAGUCUUAUUUGAUCGAACUGAUGGUGGAAAGUGGGCGCAAUGGUAAGUAAAUGUGUUCUUGUUGCCUCUUUCUGUCUCUAACCGCCAUUUAUGUCCAUGAUCAAAUGAUAGAUGUUUUGUGUCACAGGGAAAAACAACGGAAAAGGUUAUUACAUUUAUGAUCAGGGAAGCAGACCAAGGCCCGAUCCAAGUAUAAGCUCGAUAGUUGCAGAGUCAAUAAGACGCGCGAACAUCAUGCCUGGUGGAAAGGUAAGCUUGCCAAGUAACCGUGUAUGCAUGUGCAUGUGGAUGUGUGUGUGUGGGAAAGACAGAAGGGGGUUGGAGAGAGUGGGAGAGAGAGAGAGAGAGAGAGACUGUGCAUGCAUUUAUAUUUGUGCUUCUAGUCGCCAUCUUAUAUACAAUUCGUCUUGUAGCCCAUAAGCGUAACUGAUCAAGAAAUCGUGGAGAUGAUAUUCUUCCCAGUGGUGAAUGAGGCAUGUCGAGUGAUGGAUGAAGGAGUGAUUACUCGAGCAUCUGAUCUUGAUAUUGCUUCUGUUCUUGGAAUGGGUUUCCCCAAGUACCGGUGAGUGCCCUUCACACAUUUUUCGCAUCUAAAUCUUUUCUCGGUUUAGAUGUCGGACUUUCUGAGUUCAAGUUUGGAUGCCAUGGUAUAUUUAGGCCAUGAGGUUUAUUUUUCCUGUAACGUUUGACUAUUACGUUCUCCAGCAUACAACUGUAAAAAAAAUUGGGUUAUCUAUCUGCUCGAGUCAUAGAUAUCGGAACAGCAUCCCAGACAACUGUAAUAUUGUGGUCGCUACAGUUCUUCGAUAAAUAAUUUAUUCUGGAAUUUACUUCAGAGUAUAUUCAUUAUGCAGUAGAGUUUAGAUAUAUACUCAAACAGACGUAUGGAUCCCGCUAAAGUUGAAAGUUCUAAAUUCUGAUUAAUUGCGUGAUCCCUGUGAAUUCCGAAACCUUAAUUCUCAUGUUAUUUCAGUUUGAUCAUCUUCUUUGGUUAAUUGGAAUAGUAGUUGACUGGCUAAUUUAUCAUCCUUCGGUCACAUCUGUAGGGGCGGUCUUAUUUUUUGGGCGGAUUCACUGGGUUCUGAAUACAUUCAUUCCCGUCUGAGUAAGUGGGCAGAAACCUAUGGAAACUUCCUCAGACCUUCAAAGUACCUGGAGGAAAGAGCGAAGAAAGGGUUGCCAGUGGUAAUAAUUUUUCUCCCCAUUUUGUCCCUCAGCUUUAAUUUAGAUAUGGAUGAUAUAUAUAUAUAUAUAUAUAUAUAUAUAAUGAAAGUUCAACCUUUUUGCUAUAACAGCUAUUCUACACUCACGAUGUUGUCAUUAUAUAGCAUUAAAAUUAAAACUUCUGUGACAAAUUAGGUUGAUGUUUGGAUGUGUGGGUACUAGGGAGACUGGAAUACAAUCCAAGUUAUUGUAGGGUGUCAUUGAGCAGGUUUAGCCUAGGCCCUGAUCUAUGUUGAGCUUCAAAUCUGGUCCAAGGGGAAAACUGCCCUAACUCAACUCCUCUCAGAGCUUCAAAGGGCCAUUAUACUUGCAUGCGAAUGCUCAAUUUUUUUUUUCUUCUCUAAGCUCAAGCUAGAUCCAAGCCUUGUAAUAGGCAUCUGAACUCAGCUUACCCUUGAGAGAGCCUGCCUGAGCCUAGAUCAGUCCAUUUUCAUCCUCAACAGUUUUGAUAGAAUUUGAUUUUUUUCACCCGAACAUUGAUCAACUGAUAAGGGUGCAUGUGAAAGCAUCGCAGACUUUAUCACAUCACUUGAAUAACACUGUGGAUGCCCUUUUUUUCUCAUGUGCCCAAUGGGCAUGCGGAUUUCUGACCAUAUCAGGUUCAUACUCGCAAGAACAAUGUUGACUUUUCCACCUAAGAGUCUUGACAUUAAAGAUAUCGAAAUAGCUCCCGAAUCGGUCUGAAGAAAACAAAAUAUGUGGCCUAAAAUUUAGCGAAACUCAGCCCAUUGCUAAGUGGUUAUUGAACAUGGCGCCAGAAUGGACUUCAUAGCAACUGAAGACGCGAAUAAGAACUAUCUCACGUUGAUUGGCACAGUGAUUUGUACAGUUUAUUGCUGUCAUAGUUUCUACAGAUCGCAGAAUACAGAAAUAAUAUAGAAGGUGGCGAUUAUUUCAUGCUUGAAAAUUUAGUUAUUUCUUUACUUAUUCUUGCAGAGCCUGAUUUCCCCGGGCCCCUCACAAGGUGCUUCCAAGGCCCGACUCUAG
Spirodela intermedia is the source of this 7854-nucleotide messenger RNA. The record is from the annotation of a GenBank genome assembly. Lineage: Eukaryota; Viridiplantae; Streptophyta; Magnoliopsida; Alismatales; Araceae.